GUGUUGAUGUCUGCUGUUUCCUGCCUGUGUACGUUUUCACGUGACCACUCAGAGAGCCCUUGCGCUUCUGAGGCAGCGGCAGACACAAAAAAGGAAACAACGCAGUUUUGAGCUCAGUAACGUUAGUUGCCAAAUUAUUUUAAUACAGGGUGGACGCCUGUAAUCGUCGAGGAUGUUUUCUCUCGGGGAGAAAAUGGAGUUCCUCAUAGGAAACCCCUUUUCAACGCCCGUCGGUCAGAGAAUCGAACAAGCGACCAGCGGCUCUGUGCAGUCGGAGGACUGGGGGCUCACUAUGGAGAUAUGUGACAUAAUCAACGAGACGGAUGAGGGACCCAGAGAUGCAGUCAAAGCUAUUAAGAAGAGAAUUGUAGGAAACAAGAACUUCAGAGAGAUCAUGUUGGCUCUUACUGUCCUUGAGGCCUGUGUGAAGAACUGUGGCCAUCGCUUCCACGUUCUGGUGACGUCGCAGGAGUUUGUUGAAGGAGUUUUGGUCCGUUCCAUUCUGCCUAAAUAUAACCCUCCCACUGUCCUCCAUGACAGAGUGCUCAGCCUCAUACAGUCGUGGGCGGAUGCGUUUCGUAACUCUCCCUCCCUGGCGGGGGUGGUAUACGUAUAUGACGACUUGAGGAGACGUGGUUUGGAGUUCCCCAUGACAGACUUGGAUGCUCUGUCCCCCAUACACACUCCGAAUAGGAGCAUCCCGGAAAACGGGACUCCUGAGACGACCCCUGUUGCUGCUCCCCCACUUCGGUCACAACCACAGGCAUCUUCUAGUGUUCCCACUCAGAACACUACUCCUCCAGUCCAGCCCAGCGAGGGACCAGUCUCCCUCUCUGCAGAACAGGAACAGAAGCUGCGGAGUGAGCUGGCGCUGGUGAAGGGAAAUCUCACUGUGAUGUCAGAAAUGCUGAAUGAGCUCACACCUGGACUGAGCCAGCAAGAUGACACAGAGCUGCUGCAGCAGCUGUACUCAGUGUGUAAGAGCAUGCAGACUCGAGUGAUGGAGCUCAUCCCGCAGCUGCUGGACGAAGGGUUUAUUGAAGAGCUGCUCGUGGUCAACGAUGACCUCAACAACGCCUUUAUCCGUUAUGAGAGGUUUGACAGACUGAACAAGUCACAAAUUACAACUACUCAACAGCAGAGCUCUACCACAAGCCCAAGCCUCAUUGACCUCAGCCCUGAGCCUUCCCAGCCAGCUCACAGCCAACCUGCGCUUAUCACAGCAACCAGCCAACCAGCAGUCAGCACCUGGGCCGAUCAACGGCAAUCACCCAACCACAAAUUUAGAUGCCAAGAUGGAGGAAGUUGUUACUCAUUCAGUUGUAAUGAGUUAACCCACUGUCUUGCAGAAGAGGAGGAGGAGUUUGACAUGUUUGCCCAGACGAGAGGCAGCUCCCUGGCUGAGCAGAGGAAAAGUGUCAGGUAUGAGGACCCACGAGCUGUCGAGGGCCUUGCUGGAGCUCUGGAUACGAGGUUGCAGGUCACAGGAGGGAUGUCAUCAGCAAAAAACUCCCUGCAUAAUGAAAUUGACAAAUGGUUAUCUUGUGAGGAAGACCAAUCUUCAGUUAGUGAGGGAGUAACCAGUGAAGAGUUUGAUAAGUUCCUGGAAGAUCGGGCGAAGGCAGCAGACCACAGCCCCCAGGCUAUUUGCAGCGUGUCACCCUCCACAUCUAGACCGCCGCCACAGUCCACCCGGCAACAGGACAGAUCACAUGACCAGCUUUUUUCACUCUGAUUUUGAUGACAAACAAGAGAAAUGGGUGGAUAUAAAGGUCAAUAUAUAAAUGCAAUCAAUGCAAAGUCAGGUUUUCUCUGAAAGCACACAAUAAAACCUGACACUACAGGACUAUGGGAUUAGAACAGUCUCACAAGUAUUAACAAACAAAUGUUAAGUUGCGUAACUCAUAAAAGACAAUGCACAAAUAAAUGUAGAGUGAUUUGUAUGUGUAAAUCUGGAUUUGUAUCCCUGCCUUUAAUUUACAACACGUAUGUCAUCAUUUGGACGUAAACUCAUGUAAGGUAAGGUCCUUUAUUUGUCACAUACACAUACAUGUAGCGAAAUUAAUCCUCUGCAUUUAACCCAUCCCUGAAGCGAGCAGCCACUGUACAGUGCCCGGGGACCAACUCCAGAUUGAAAUGCCAUGCCAGGUCAAACGGCACUGACUGGAGAACCUACCUAACAUGUUUUUGAUGGUGGGGGAAACCGGAGCACCCGGAGAAAACCCACGCACACACAGGGAGAACAUGAAAACUCGUCACGCCAACGUGCAGCCGUGUGGAUCCUUUUGAGACCGUUCUUCUACGCCUUUUGUGUCACAGUUGAAGUGCGGGGAAGACCAAACCUUUCUUGUAGAUGGCGGUAGUGCAACAUUUAUGGAUCGCAACCAUACAGUCUGAGGCCAACCGCUUUCAAACUGAACAGAAGACGAAGAACACCAAACCAAGUGCUGUCACUGGUUGCCUGUUUGUGAAGUGAAGGGGCAGCAGCAGCAUGGCUAGCUAACUAGCUGCUACAAUGCUGCUGUAUUCACAGUCAUAACAACUGUGGGCCUUCUGUAUCUCUGUAAAUAACAAUGUUGUUUUUUUAGUUAGGGCCUCUUUUUUCAUUUACCCACAGUUUCUGCUGCAUAGCUGUUAUGUUUCUCUUGAUAAUUUAUUUCUUAUAUCCCAAUGAGUAGCUUUCUCUCACAUCUAGAUCUCUCUUCAGUGCUAUUUAGCUGCCAUGUCAGCUUUCUGUCUAGUUUAACCAGAGACUGUUCACAGUGGUUGGCAUCAUAGACUGUAUGGUUGGCAUCCACAAAUACUUCCAUCUUCUAGAAGGGCUUGGUCUUCCCUGCACUUGGGAAUUUUUUGUGACACAAACAGCGUGGAAGAACCAUCUCAAAAGGAUCCAUACAGAUACGUAAAGAUUCACAAAUAUAUUUCCAUCCAAAAUGCCAAGUUGAGGAUACAAUCAUGCCACAUUUAUUUGUGCCUUGUGUUUUACGAGUUACGUCUCUUGACAUUUGUUUGUGAAUACCUGUUACAGAACUGCUUCCUAAUGAACUCAUUGCAUAAAUGUAGUUUUGAGCAGUUAAUUCUGCUGUUUAUCGUUGUGUACGUAUAAACAGGUUUGUGACUUUAUUUAUGAAUGAUUAUGUGUUAUUAUAAUGUUGAUGUAAACAAAAACUUCAAUUAGAACUAAUGUUUACAGUUAAGUAUAAUGAUGAAAAUAUAUUUGAUAUUUUGCCACUGUGUGCCUUUGACCCAGACUGCUGAUUUUGUGUAGAUGAGAAUAAAUGGGGUGUUGUCCUGCAAA
Messenger RNA from Micropterus dolomieu (smallmouth bass), 3298 nucleotides. RefSeq names its product target of Myb protein 1-like. The transcript is spliced from 15 exons. Gene Ontology annotation, molecular function: ubiquitin binding; clathrin binding; phosphatidylinositol binding. Gene Ontology annotation, biological process: signal transduction. NCBI's taxonomy places the organism in Eukaryota, Metazoa, Chordata, Actinopteri, Centrarchiformes, Centrarchidae. Gene Ontology annotation, cellular component: membrane; endosome. Bases 173 to 1735 code for a protein of 520 amino acids. The record is from RefSeq and is a predicted model, not a curated record.